UUUCUUCAGUCUCUUGUCUUCCUCAUAUCCAACAUAUUGCUUUCCGUACUAGCGUUCUCUCUUUUUCCCUUCAAUAUCUCAUUUCUCUGUGAUCUCUUUCUUGUGGUCCAUUCCUCUUUCUAACAUCUUAUAACAAUCCAUAUUUCUGCUUUGCAUUUCUUAUUCUUCUGCGUCAUAGUUUCUCAAGAAGAAAGAAGUCACUAUACAUCUUUGAGAUAUGUCGAGCAGAAGAUCGAGGGAGUCCUCAUCAAGUUCGAGGAUUACUGAUGAUCAGAUCAUUGAACUUGUGUCCAAAUUGCAGCAACUUUUGCCCGAGAUUCGUAAUAGGCGCUCCAACAAGGCAUCAGCAAACAAGGUACUUCAGGAAACAUGCAACUACAUUAGAAGUUUGCACAAAGAAGUGGAUGAUCUGAGUGAGAGGCUAUCACAGUUACUUUCUACUGUAGAUGCCGACAGUCCCGAGGCUGGGAUAAUUAGGAGUUUAAUAAUGUAAUAAUAUAUAAGCUUAUUAUUAUUAUUAUUAUUAUUAUUAUUAUUAUUAUUAUUAUUAUUAUUAUUAUUAUUAUUAUUAUUAUUAUUAUUAUUAUUAUGUACGAGGUGGCUGUAAUUUAUCAGGGUAUUUAUUAAUCGUGUAACUUAAGGAUUUAACUAAAUAAUUCUAAUUCUCCUAGGUUUGGCCCCUACCUAUCUAGGCCAAUCAGGCAUUAGAACCAAAAUAUUAGAUUUAAGUGUCUGUGGAAAUAAACUUAUGUUGUAAUUGAGUUGCAUUAGUAAUUAAUUAAAGAUAUUGUUAUGUAUUUC
Messenger RNA from Olea europaea var. sylvestris, 801 nucleotides. Its product is annotated as transcription factor PRE1. Gene Ontology annotation, biological process: regulation of growth; regulation of DNA-templated transcription. Bases 218 to 493 code for a protein of 91 amino acids. Lineage: Eukaryota; Viridiplantae; Streptophyta; Magnoliopsida; Lamiales; Oleaceae. The transcript has 2 exons. The record is from RefSeq and is a predicted model, not a curated record. Gene Ontology annotation, molecular function: protein dimerization activity.